Frankliniella occidentalis (western flower thrips) is the source of this 1500-nucleotide messenger RNA. RefSeq names its product prostatic acid phosphatase-like. The transcript is spliced from 7 exons. Gene Ontology annotation, biological process: dephosphorylation. The record is from RefSeq and is a predicted model, not a curated record. Gene Ontology annotation, molecular function: phosphatase activity. Bases 98 to 1411 code for a protein of 437 amino acids. NCBI's taxonomy places the organism in Eukaryota, Metazoa, Arthropoda, Insecta, Thysanoptera, Thripidae.
CCAGCAGCGCGAGCAGCCACAGCGGCUGCUGGGCGAUGCCGCCGCCCCCGGUCUGCAUGGCCGCCGGGUUCUCCCCUGCAACAAGACACCCGUCAACAUGAAGCAGUGCGCUGAAGACAAGACACGCCCGCGCUGCAGUCUCUUGCUAAACACCAUGCCGGCCCUGCCGCCCAAUCCUGCCGCCGCCCCGCUUGGGCUCCUUCUCCUGCUCGCGGCGUGGGCGCCGACGGCCGUCGCCUGGCCCGCGGCCACCAGGACCAGGCUGGUGCAGGUGCAGGUGGUCUUCCGCCAUGGCGCCCGCACGCCCACCGCGCCCUACCCAAACGACCCCCACAAGGACUACGACUACAAGCCCUUCGGCCUGGGGCACCUCACCGCGCUCGGUCGUCACCAGGCGUACGUCCUCGGCCAGUGGCUGCGCUCGCGCUACGUGGACUCGGGGUGCGCGCCGGCCUCCGAGGGGGCGCUGCUAGACGCCGAGUACGCCGAGGGCGCGGUGCGCGUGACCGCGUCCGCCAUCGAGCGCACCCAGGAGAGCGCGGCCGCCGUCCUCGCGGGCCUCUUCCCGCCCGGCCCGUCGCAGACCUGGGGCGUCAGCGGCGUCGCGGGCCUGGGCCGCCUGUGGUUCCCCAUCGCGUACCGGGUCGUGCCGGCGGACCAGGAUCACGCCCUGGCCGGCACGGCGCCGUGCCCCGGCCGCCACCUCGCCAAAGAAGCGCUGAACAGCUCGGGGACCCUCCGCGAGCGCACGCUACGCGUCAUAGGCGGCCAGGACACCCUGGACUACAUCGAGAAGCACUCGGGCGUGGACCUGGACAGCGACCCGACCGCCCUGGGCACCGUGUUCUCGGCGCUACAGUGCCAGGAGCUCCUCAACAUGACGAUCCCCGAGUGGAGCGGGCGAGUGUACCCCGAGCCCCUCAAGUCCGCCACCAACGUGGCCCUCGAGUCGCACAGCUACACGCCGCUGCUGCGAAGACAGACCUACGGUGACCUGAUCGCCUGGCUGCUGAGCUCCGCCCGCGCCCACGAGACGGAGCCCCGGCUGCAGCUGUACUCGGCGCACGACGCGACCGUGACCGCCCUCAUCGCCGCCCUCGGCCUGCAGCCCCAGGAGGACGCGGGCUUCGGCAUCCCGGACUUCAGCGCGUGCGUCCUCCUCGAGCUGCACCAGGGCGCCGACGGAGCGCUCGGCCUCAAGUUCUUCUACCGGCGCGAGCCCGGCGGCCCGGUGGUGCGCAUGGUCCCCAAGGGCUGCGGCGCGCUGUGCCCGCUGGAGCGAUUCGAGAGGCUCGUCGAGGACGAGCUGCCACGACCCGGCGACUGCGACCUGCCGCCGCCGCCGGCCCGGGCAGCUCUGCAGGAGGGGGGCAGCUCGGAAACACGAGAGGACGAGGACGAGCUGACCUAACUCUGUACCGUCGCGUCCCGAAGGGGGCCGUCAAAGAAGUACCUGGCUGUGAAUAUUGCUCAAAAUAAAACAGAUACCUUGGCUGUGAA